AUGACACAGCCAAACACUCGUCCUAAAAAUGUGAAUCAACAUCCUGGUGAGAUUGUUCUCAAAACAAAGCAGAAAAGAUGUACUGCUCAUCAAGUCCAGGAAGACAACGAUCACAUUAAGCACGAGCAGCAAGAAUGGGAAGCAGUAGCUCAGCAUAAUGCCGAGCGUAUUGCUGCUAUUGAGGAUCAGAGGGCCUUGAAGGACCUCAAAGUUGUUAUGGAUCCACCAAGGCCAAGGCCUCAGGCACAACCUGCAUUGAAGGCGAAGAAACCAGUUGGUACAGCUGAGGAGGAGGAUGUUGGAAUAAUGGAUACUGUGGAUGAAGAUGACAUUCAGCUGGAGGGCAAUCCUGAAGAAGUACAGACUCACCAUAACGAUGCUGAGACUGACCACAUUAUGUCCAGUGAUGAGGAACUUGCAAAGCCAAGGAGGAAGCAUGUGCAGAAAAUGGCACACCGUGAAGCUGUCCAGGUCGCACGCCUUGUUGAUAAUGCGGCUGGUGUCAAUCAAAAGAAGAAUCAGUACCCAAGAGAAGUUGAGACACGUGUUACGUCGAUUGGUGACCAGAAAGGGAAGAAAGGAGUUGCGGCUGUCGGUACGGAAAAGGACGACUAUGCAGGCAUCGGAAAGACAAAGGAUUGGGCUGAGAAACUCGCAACUAGAAAUGUGACACACACAUGUGUUUCCUCAGUUGCUACUUCGACUGCCGUGUCAAAGAUCACAAAUAAGACUUUGGCCAGCACCAAUCCUGGUCCUCCUCCUACUCCAACACACAGUGUCAAAGAGUCAGACUCAUCAUUACUGGAUGAUGACGACUCACUCAAGCACAAGGCUGCUUACAACACCAAAAAAAAGACUCAGGCUGGUGACAGUACUAGAUGCACGACUUUAGAUGUGGUUAAAAUCUAUCUAUGGAACUUUACGAGCCCUGGUGAUACUGAGGAGGCUGAGGAUGAAGCACCCUCUGGGCCUCUAGUGGGAAAAGGCAUCAAACGCCUCACCACUUCAACCGAUGUUGGUAUCAAUAGCAAUCAUGCGCCUGCUUCAAAACGAGCAAAGACAGAAUCACACACCACAAGCAUCAUAUCUCGCCGUGAUGGCAGCGGCGCUAAUCAUCAGUACCAGAACGAUGAUCUUCCAGAUGGCUGUCAUCACAAUAACACCUGGCAUCAGGUAUUCAUACCCACAGUUGUGCACUGGGCUGGCGGAGAUGUUGAGCCAUGGGGCCCUGACGACCAUGAAUUAAGGAAUGUCAUGCAAGAUAUCUGGGACCAUAUAUACAAGGGUAGGAUUGAGCAUGAAAUCUCCAGUUCUGGCGCUGUUUUGAAAGUAGCCAAACAACGCCUCAUGGAAUGGCAUGGAGGGUUUGGCGUUGCCGCUUGUUCCAUUCUUACAGCAUUUUUUGCACAGGAUGCCGAUUUCCUGGACCCAGAGGCUCGCAAGGAAUUUUCACGAGCCAUGCUGAAGCAAAACUGUUUUAUAUUUAGGGAUAAUGCUGGGCUCACUCCCAAGGCUUGGACAGACAUGUGGAGGGCCUCCUUCAUACUCCAGACCUUCGUGUCCCACCUCAAUUUCACCUAUGGCCAUGUUGGAAUUCCCAAUCUCAACACUGAAGCAAUUGGUGCACGGGCUGCCUUUACCCUUGCUGUCACUGCAGUGUGUCGUAUUCUUCAGCUAGUCGUAGACAGGAAUAUCACCUUCAAAAUCAUUUCAGAAACCCGUGGCAAACGCACCAAAGCUACAAAGACAGGCGACAGAGAUAUUUGGACACUGAUCAUCAUGAAGGGCAAGCAAUUCGCCUUUAGCAAACCUGUCUGGGAGCCUAUGACCCAGAAAUUUAUGCAGCCCAUCAUGGUGCUUCCUGACGGGGACUUUGCGAGCAUCGUGCAAGAGGCACAGCAGUAUGCCAUAGUGCUGCCGAAGUCCGGUUCAGUCCGGUUCUUGGGCCAAAUUUUCCGAAUGCCAAACCAAACCAUAGGUUCGGUUUAG
This is a messenger RNA of Suillus bovinus, 1989 nucleotides long. RefSeq lists its product as uncharacterized. The coding region runs from base 1 to 1989 and encodes 662 amino acids. NCBI's taxonomy places the organism in Eukaryota, Fungi, Basidiomycota, Agaricomycetes, Boletales, Suillaceae. The transcript has 9 exons. The record is from RefSeq and is a predicted model, not a curated record.